Messenger RNA from Scylla paramamosain (green mud crab), 1206 nucleotides. RefSeq lists its product as uncharacterized. The record is from RefSeq and is a predicted model, not a curated record. The coding region runs from base 1 to 423 and encodes 140 amino acids. NCBI's taxonomy places the organism in Eukaryota, Metazoa, Arthropoda, Malacostraca, Decapoda, Portunidae. The transcript has 6 exons.
AUGUACGAGCAACAGACCAGCGAGGAUGAGAAAUGGUGCGUGGCAGUGGUGAGUGGUGACCCUGGCCAGUCUUUGCUGGGGUGGUGCGUGAGGCGGAGUGAUGCAGGGCGCGCUGGUGCCUGUGAAGGACUUUUGGCACAGAAAUUUCGUAUCGUCAGCAUUGAGAGCGCCAUAUUCGACCAGGAUUCCAGGGUGAUCCAGAGCGCCUUCCUGCACGCCAUCCAGCACUACAGUCAAAACACCGCGGGCAGGAGGCUUCAGCUUCACGCCUUUGUGGGCAUCAUCAGUAUGGCGGAUGCCUUCAAGAUCUCCAGACUGAGUGGUAACACGGAGAGCAAGUGGAAGAAACCUUGGGAGACUUCCAUGACUCAGGAACAAUCACACCUCACUGGGAGCCUUGUGACUGAUAGGUGGUUCAGGUGAUGUCACAGAGAGCAAGUAGAAGAAAACCUGGGAGACUUGCUUAACUCAAGAGCAAGAGCCGCACCUCACCGGGGCUCUGCAAUGUGUGGCAGCGACUGCAGGAAUCAACACUUCGGUUUGUCAGCACACAGUUUCAGCAACCUUGUUCAUCAGACUGUUGGUGAAAGACUCCACAGACCGACUGGGAGACAUGACGUCAGUGCCACCACGCAGGGAGUAAAACCAAGAGGAGGAAGAGGAGCAUUCAUGAGACAUCAGCUGGUCAGCAGUCCAUUCAGGUGUGCUUUUCAUUACAUCAUUAUUUGUCCAUAAUUUCCCUUCUGGGGUUGGACAGCCCAUGAGUAUCUCCCACUUGCAGCUGUAGACAAUUUCUUCCUUACUGUUGAGUGUUGUCAUGCCUUCCUCCACACACCAUCUCAAGAUCUUCCCAGUGGUUUCCUUCCAAGUACUCUAAUGCUCUUCUCAGUUUGUGGCCCUGAUUUGUAAGUGCCAGGAAGACCAUGGUGAAGGCAGCCCACAAACCUUCCGUUGGACAUGAGUGGUGAACGGCAGUGAAAAUAUGGCAGUAUCUGAUUCUUUGCACCAAAACACAGUGUGCUUAUUAACAGAUUUAUUCACUGUUCACUCAUUUGCUCAUCUCUAAAGGAGUGAAGAGUGUGCACUGAAUUUCACAACAGGAAGUGAAGGAUGAAGCAUGAAGGUUUUAGGCCAAAAUGAACAGACAGCAAUCAGGAAUGACACGUCCAGCAAAACCCGGCAACACAGCAGUGAGUGUGCAUGCUG